Molecule: messenger RNA, 4380 nt
Organism: Dichotomopilus funicola
Lineage: Eukaryota; Fungi; Ascomycota; Sordariomycetes; Sordariales; Chaetomiaceae
Exons: 2
Coding region: 1-4380 (1459 amino acids)
Cellular component (GO): Ski complex
Molecular function (GO): protein binding
Source: RefSeq, a predicted model, not a curated record
AUGUCGGGCACCAAGGCCUUGCUUAAGGGCAUCAAUGAAGCCAUCAAAAAGCAGAAAUGGAAAGAAGCUGUCACAGCCGCAGAGGAGGUCUUCCAAAAAGAUGCCAAAAACUACCAGGCACACAUCUUUCUCGCCUUUGCCCUAGACAAGCUAGACCAGCUGGAAGAGGCUGAAAAGACCUACACCGCAGCGACAGGAUUAAAACCCAACGACCCGCAAGCAUGGCAAGGACUCAUCAAGCUAUUCCAACGCCAGGGCGGCGUAAAGCUAAAGCCAUACCAGCACGCGGCCCUCAAACUAGCCGAGAUCUUCCGGGACGCCGAGGAGAUGUACAAGUGCCAGGACGUCGUGGAUAAGUUCAUCGACCACGCACGAACCCACGGCGAGCGAGCCCAGCUGGUGGACGCACUAGACCUCAUCCUCCCCGGCAGCCCGAUCUACCCGGCGCUAGAGGGCCGCGUGCCGCAUCCGGCCAAAACGUACGAGACACAGGCGCAGAUUGUCGAGACGGACGAGAAGAAGCGGAUCAACACGCUGAUUGGGGAGCGACGCACACGGAUCGGUGCGCGGGUUAGUGAGGUGACGCUUGAGGUGAAGCGGGAGGUGUACAGCCAGAGUCGGCUGGGGUAUGUGUACGGUCAGUUGAUCGACUGGGCCACGGAUGACGAUGUUCGUCGGACGUAUGAGGAGAAGCUGUUGCAGUAUUGCUAUGACCGGUUGGUGGCGUGGCCGCCUGGGGAGCAGAAGCAGCGGGAAGUGGGGAUUGUGCAGAAGCUGGCGAACGAUAUGGUGAUUAUUCGGCAUCCGUUCAAGUUUGCGUGGGAUAUUGCCAUCAACUGGCAGGACCACAAGGAGAUUCAGGCGUGGGACGUCACGGUGCUCAGGCAAUACUGCAGCUUCUUCCCGGAUAGUGAUCUCAACCGGGUCAUUAUGGGGUUUCUCACGAGCGACAUCUCGCCGUUCCCCAAGGAGGCAUCAUCAUCAGCAUCACAGCAACAAGACGGGACGUCGGGCGAUGCAGCAGCGGAAAGCGAGGACGAGAGCGAAGACGAUGAGGCAGGCGGCGCACCAACGACGUAUGUCCCGCUAACGGAGGAGGACAGGCUACUGAUGAUUAUGGAAGGCGUCAGCAGCGUCGACUCGUUGUUUGCGUUGCGACUAGCGGCGGAGUACUACCAACACAUUGAAGACCACGAGACAAACGUCGAGCUGAUGCGCAAGGCGCUCGAGCACCUCAAGGCGGAGCGGUCCCGGACGGGGUUGCCGUUUCAGAACACGGAGGAUGCAUUCUCCCUGUACUUGGGCACAGCGCUGGUGUUUUACCAGUCGCCGCGCCAUCACCAGGAAGCCAAGAGCCUGUUUGACGGCGUGCUGGCGCACGACGCUUCCUCGACGGGCGCCAUGAUUGGCGUGGGGCUGAUCUACGAGGAAGAGGAGGACUACACGGAAGCGGUGGACUUUUUGGAGCGGGCCCUGCAGCGCGACCCAGACAACCUCCGGGUGAGGACAGAGGCGGCGUGGGUCAAGGCGCUGAAGGGGGACUUUGUGACGAGCCGGGCCGAGCUGGAAGCGUGUCUCCCGCUGCUGACAAAAAAGGGUCAGACCAACAAGGAACUCCUCGCGCAGACGCAGUACCGUGUCGGCUAUUGUAUCUGGAACAUCGAUACCUCCAAGUCGGCACGGAAGAGUCGCUCGGGGGCAUAUGCCUACUUCCUCGAUGCGCUGAAGAGCAACCUCAACUAUGCACCGGCGUACACGAUCCUGGGCAAGUUCUACGCCGACUACGCACGCGACAAGAAGCGAGCACGACGGUGUUUUCAAAAGGCUGUCGAGCUGUCCCCCUCGGAGGUCGAGUCGGCCGAACGCCUGGCGCGGUCCUUUGCUGACGACGGCGACUGGGACCGGGUCGAGCUGGUCGCGCAGCGGGUGGUCGACUCGGGGAAGGUGAAGCCCCCGCCUGGGUCGAAGCGCAAGGGCAUCAGCUGGCCGUUUGCGGCGCUGGGCGUGGCAGAGCUCAACAAGCAGGACUACCGCAAGGCGAUCGUGUCGUUCCAGGCGGCGCUGCGGAUUGCGCCGGAGGAUUACCACGCGUGGGUCGGGCUGGGCGAGAGCUACCACGGGUCUGGGCGGUAUAUCGCGGCGACCAAGGCGCUGUUGCAUGCGCAGAAGCUGGAGGAGACGGCCACGGUGAACGGGAAUGCGCCAGCCGAGACGUGGUUCUCGCGGCUUAUCCUGGCGGAUGUCUACCGGGAACUGGGGAACUUUGACGAGGCUAUUACGCUGUACCGCGAAGUGGUCGCCAACCGCGCCGACGAGGCGGGCGUGGCUAUAUCUCUGAUGCAGGCUACGGUGGAGAGCGCCCUAGACAGUCUGGACAAGGGGUUCUUCGGGAAAGCAGUUGACUUGGCCGUGGAGACGCUGGCCUUUGCGUUGCAGGCUCCUGAGGAGAUUAAGGCGACGUUUAACUUUUGGAAGGCGGUGGGGGAUGCUUGUUCCUUGUUUUCGAGCGUCCAGGGGCGGCUCUCGCAGUUUCCGAUGGAGAAUGUGGAGCAGCUGCUGGGAGUGAACGAGUCGGGUCUCGUCACGGUUGCUGCAGUGGAUGGGGUCAACGGGACCACCACAGACGAGAGCACUACAGUUGUCGACCACGACCUGGCAAAGGCCGUCCACGCGACCAUCCUAGCACAUAAACGGGCCAUCCAAGUAUCGGCCCAUGACGUCCACGCGCAGGCGGUGGCCUACUACAACCUGGGAUGGGCCGAGCACCGCGCGCACAUGUGUCUGCCGGGCCAGCGGCUGCGGAAGAAGGCAACCAGCUACCUCAAGGCGGCGAUCGCAAGCUUCAAGCGGGCGAUCGAACUGGAGGCAGGCAACGCCGAGUUCUGGAACGCGCUCGGGGUCGUCACGGGCGCCGUCAACCCAGCCGUAGCGCAACACGCCUUUGUCCGCAGCCUACACCUGGACGAGAGCGGCGCGCACGCCUGGACCAACCUGGGCACGCUAGCCCUCGCGCAGGGCGACAUCCCGCUGGCCAACGACGCCUUUACGAAAGCGCAGUCGGCGGAUCCGGACUACGCCCACGCCUGGCUCGGCCAGGGGCUGGUAGCGCUCUUGCUGGGCGACGCGAAGGAGGCUCGCAACUUGUUCACGCACGCCAUGGACAUCGCCGAGAGCUCGUCACUCGCCAGCCGCCGGCAUUUUGCGGUGUCCAUGUUCGACCAUAUCCUGGAAGCCCCCUCACAGGGUUCUUCAACCGUCUUACCCGCGACGGCCCUGAUCCAACCCCUAUUAGCCCUCAGCCAGCUGCAGGGUCUCAACCCGCGGGAACUCGCCUACGGCCACCUGUCAGCGCUAUUCCAGGAGCGCAACGGCGAGCACGAUCGGGCGGUGCGCACGCUGGAGACGGUGUGUGUGGCUGUUGAAGCCGAGUACGAGGUCACCGAGUCGGCUGAGUCGCUGAAACGAUUCGCCAUUGCUAAAGCCGAUCUCGCGCGGGCACAUCUCGCUGUCGGCGCCAACGAAGAGGCCCUGGAAGCGGCUGAGUUAGCCAUCCAACUCAGCACCGUCGACGACGACGAACCAAACACCAACGGCGACAGUAAUGGGGGAGGGGGUGAGCUCACAGCGGAAGAACGCACGCGCGUCCGUCUCGGCGCCCACGUAACCAUGGGCCUAGCACGCUACUUCACCCACCGUGUCGACGACGCAGUCAGCUGUUUCGACCUGGCCCUCGCCGAGUCCCAAUCCGACCCAGACGUCGUCUGCGUACUAGCCCAAGUCCUCUGGGCCACGGGCCACGAAUCGGCGCGGGAACGUGCCCGCGAGGUGUUGUUUGAUGUCAUCGAGCGUGUGCCGCAUCAUGUGCCGGCUGUGUUGUUGUUGGGUGUGGUUGCGUUGUUGGAUGAGGAUGCGGAGAGUUUGGAGGCGGUUGUUGCGGAGUUGCAGACUUUGAGGGGGAGUGAUGAGGGGGUGUCGGCUGCGGAGCAGACGCGGUUGGGGGAGGUGUUACGGGGGAUUGCGGGGUUGGGAGUGGUCGACGGGGUCGACGGCGCAGAUGCGGAUGCCAUGGCGAAAGCGAAAGCGGACCAGGCCCGGGCGGAUAUCAUGUUCCACCCUUAUCUACCGCACGGCUGGUCUGGAUUACAGGGACUGGGCAGCAGCAGCACCAAGGGGGGUCAGGAAGAGGAAGAGAGAUGUGCAGCGGAGAUGGCGUUGCGGGUGGCGCUGAAGGGCGUUGCGCCGAGGGGGGAUCUUGGGGCGGAGGAGUUGGCACGGGCGUAUGCGGGGACGGGACGGGCGAUGGAUGCGCAGAGGGCGGUUAUGGUGGCGCCGUGGGAGACGGCGGGGUGGAGGGCUUUGGGGGGGGUUGUGAGGGGGUAG